UGAAUCCAUAAACAUCCCACUUGACUGUCUCUACCAGAAACUGUAAGAGAGAGAGGUGUUCCUUGUUCCCUUGUUUGCCCCUGUAUAUUUAAGCCCUUGUUUUUUCUUGUUUCCUUUGUUAGUCUUUGCAUGUAUUAUGCGUUACUCUGUAUGUUUGUUCCCCGUGUUUUGUUUCUGUAUGUUCUGAGUUACUGAGUAAAAACGCUGUGUUUAGAUCCUCCAACCUCUCCUGAUUCGUUACAGAAAGACUGACCCUCCGAAAUGGAUCUAGCAGCGUGUUUUAUCCAGUUGAGCUGAGCGAACCUCCCAAUCAGGGAAUUUUCUCAUUUAUUUAGCACCAUUGCCAGACACGCAGAAUUUACCAAUUCCCACUUGAAAUCCCUAUAUCAGAUCGGCCUCAUAGCUCACAAGUGGAGGGAAUUGCCGGAGUCCAGUGAUCACAUGUGGGAGGAAUACGUGUAGUUAAUCUUGGAGACAUUUGCUUCUGAGGAUCCUCCCCUCUCAAUCCCGGUUCUGGUUUCCAAGUCUUCCAUACCACAGCCUGCUCCACGCCAUGUCACAGCAACGCCUCAACCUGCUCCACACUAUAUCACGGCCAAACCUCAGCCCAUGCCAUGUCACAGCUACGCCUGAAUCUGCUCCACACCAUGUCACCACCGAGUUUAAGUCUACUCCACGCCAUACCACAGCCCAGCCUCCCACAGCCCUCGUUUCCAAGUUCAUUUGUCCACCACUUAUGUCAGUGCUUAGGAUCAUGAAGACCCUUCCUCACAGCUUGUCUGUACCCACGCCUGCCAUGGCCAAUGAGCCAACGUCCACACCUGCCACGGCCAACGAGCAGGAAGCCUCGUCCGUCCCAGAGCCAGCGUUGCCAACUUCGGCCUCCCAGAGGAGGCAGAGAAGGCUUUCAUUUCCAAGUCUUUGCCCAUGCCCACGACCACAGAGGUCGUUUCCAAGUCUCCGCCUAUGCCCACGACCACAGAGGCUGUUCCCGAGUCUCCACCCAUGCUCACGACCACGGAGGUCUUUCCCCAGUUUCUACCCGAGCUCUCGACCACGGAGGUCAAUCUCCAGUCUCAGCCUGUACUCCCCUCCACGGCCCUCAGCCCCGAGCACUCCACGGCCUCUUCUGUUGAGCCUUCCCUGACUCCGUCUUCCACGGCCCCGCCCGCUCCCCCAGAGACUCCUCCUACAGUGGCUUCGCCGCCUGACCCUGUCCCGUGGCCGCCUCCCAGGCCUCCUGUCCCAUGGCCACUUCCCAGGAUUCCUGACCCUGUCUCGGCCCUGCGGCCGCCUCCCAGGACUCCUUACCCAGUCCCCACCUUGAGGAGGUCUCCCUGGUCUCCUGGCCAUCCGCCUGAUCUGUUCUGGUCUCCCUGGUCUCCUGGCCGUCCGCCUGAUUGGCUCUGGUCUCCUUGGUCUCCUGGCUGUCUGCCUGAUCUGCUCUGAUCUCCCUGGUCUCCUGGCCAUCCGCCUGAUCUGCUCUGGUUGCCUUGUUCCUCUGCCCCCUCUUGUGCCCCCCAGAAUGGCCUAUUUUCCCCCACACCCCGUGGACAAAUGUUUUUUUUGUUUGGUUUUUUUUUUUUUUUU
Molecule: messenger RNA, 1590 nt
Organism: Myxocyprinus asiaticus (Chinese sucker)
Lineage: Eukaryota; Metazoa; Chordata; Actinopteri; Cypriniformes; Catostomidae
Product: soluble scavenger receptor cysteine-rich domain-containing protein SSC5D-like
Exons: 2
Coding region: 554-1147 (197 amino acids)
Source: RefSeq, a predicted model, not a curated record